CCCGGAGCUCUCUCGGGGCUCGUCUGUGCCCCGCGCGGUAAGCCUGGGUGCUGCGGCCCUCCGUACCCCGGGCCCCACCCCGGCGCGCCCGCCCUUGCACCUCCCUUGUCCCCUGCGGACGGGUGCAGGCCGGCGACGUCCGUUCCCCGACCUCGGGCUUUGUGAUGACUUCCACCCUCCCCUCCCGCCCCGCAACGCCCGCGUGGAGCAGCGCGCGCCCCGCGUGGAGCCGGGGCGUCGGGCCCUGACGCAGCGCCUGCUGCGGAAACGGUUUGUUUCCAGCUCCAGUUCCCCGACGAGGAAACUGAGGCACGAGGGCGCGAGUGGACCCCGGACAGGAUCCCCGGCCAGCUGGGGUUCCAGACAGCGUAGGAACUCCUUCUUCCCGGCCGUAGCGAGCAUGGCGUCCCGCUCGGUGCCGGACGCGUCCCGCAGGCGGCGGGAGAAGCGGAGACAACUGGACGCGCGCCGCAGCAAGUGCCGCAUCCGUCUGGGCGGCCACAUGGAGCGGUGGUGCCUCCUCAAGGAGCGCCUGGGCUUCGCCCUGCACUCGCAGCUCGCCAAGUUCCUGCUGGACCGGUACACUUCUCCAGGCUGCAUCCUCUGUGCAAGUCCAGAACCUUUGCCACCCAAGGGUCUGCAGUAUCUGGUGCUCUUGUCUCAUGCCCACAGCCGGGAAUGCAGCCUAGUGCCCGGGCUCCGGGGGCCUGGAGGCCAGGACAGAGGUCUUGUAUGGGAAUGCUCAGCGGGCCAUACCUUCUCCUGGGAACCUUCCUUGAGCCCUACAUCUGGAGAAGCAACCAAGGAGGUCCCCCUCCCAUGUGCUGCCCAGACAGGCUGGAGCCCAGAAGCCAGGAGGAGGCAGAAACCUGCAGGUUUGGAACCUGAACAAGAGAGGAUUCAAGAAGCCAGACUGCCCAGAGGAGCAAGACCCUCACCAGAGACCUUCCUGUCCCCAGGAGAGGAACAAGAUGAGGAAGAUGAAGAUGAUGCCAAUGAAGAGGAACUACUCAGUGAUGCCAGCCCCUGGACCUACAGCUCCUCCCCAGAUGACAGUGAACCAGAAGUCCCCAGACCACCCUGUUCUGUUACCUGCACAUCUAAGAAGGAACAGACACCAGCAGCACCUGAAGCUCUUCCCACUCCUCUUGCUGUUUCCUCUUCCCCAGCACCGUCUGAGGUGCAGUUGGAGCUUAGCAGGACCCCUCUGGGAGGCGGGCAGGCAGAGCCUUUGGCCAGCCCUAGGAGUCAGGCCGAGUCUGCUCCAGCCCCAGCCUGGGAUGAGGACACUGCACAGAUUGGGCCCAAGAGAAUUAGGAAAGCUGCCAAAAGGGAGCUGAUGCCUUGUGACUUCCCUGGCUGUGGAAGGAUCUUCUCCAACCGCCAGUAUUUGAAUCACCACAAGAAGUACCAGCACCUCCACCAGAAGUCAUUCUGCUGUCCAGAACCAGCCUGUGGGAAAUCCUUCAACUUCAAGAAACAUCUGAAGGAGCACGUGAAGCUGCACAGUGACACCCGGGACUACAUCUGUGAGUUCUGUGCCCGGUCUUUUCGCACCAGCAGCAACCUUGUCAUCCACAGACGCAUCCACACAGGCGAGAAGCCCUUGCAGUGUGAGAUAUGCGGGUUCACCUGCCGCCAGAAGGCCUCCCUGAAUUGGCACCGACGUAAACAUGCAGAGACGGUGGCUGCCUUGCGCUUCCCCUGUGACUUCUGUGGCAAGCGCUUUGAGAAGCCAGACAGUGUUGUGGCUCACUGCAGCAAAAGCCAUCCAGCCCUGCUCCCAGCUGCACACGAGUCACCCAGCCCCUCGGAGUCCUGUCCCAGUGUCGCUGCUCCCAAAUCCCUGGGGUCCACUGAGGGGUUUAGAUCCCCUCUCUCCUUAGGCUCCAAUCCCGCUCCCUCAGCAGUGGGGGUAAUCUCCUCCUCUGAGCUUGGGGAGCCAAGCUCAGCCCCAGUCAUUGAAAGGUUUGAGGACAUAGUCCAGAUAACUUAGUUCCUGGGAUUACGAGGGGAAUGCAACAUGGAGGCACUACUGGGAGCUAGUGAAGCCAGACUAGUCUUCCUAAAGAAGAGAAUAAACAGUGUUCUAAAUAAGCAUGCAUGGGCAGAGCAAAUAUUUUAGCACCCAAGGUGCAGGAAUCUUGAAUUCCUUUGAAAGCAGACUGUUAGAAUGUGCCAGAAUGCAGUAUAAAUGCAGGCCCUCACCUGCCUCGAACUUGAGAGCCCAGCAUUUCUCCCUCCCCUCCCCUCCCGCCCCCCGGACUGUCAUGUUUCAACCCUUCUCUAUCACUGAGUAUGACACCAGUGUUCACACUGGGGUAGAGCAAUGUGGGACAGUGAAGAGUGCCCGAGCCAUGCUCCGGUGGGACUGGCACCAUCAGGACAAAGCACAGGGUCCUGGGUCUAGCUGAUAUUUACCACUGAGGAAGUGAUAAGGCUAAGUGCAGAGCUGAGGUGUUCUAUAAGCAGGUGGCUGAAAGAAAUGCUACAGUUUGAAUCUGAAAAUGGCCCCUGAAGUCUCUCGUGAAAAAGGUUUAGUUGUCAACUGACAGGACUUUGAAACAUGAUCGGCUGUAAUUUCAUCUAUGAAUGUAUGAGUUCAUAGCUAAAUGGAUUGUCAGGAGGCAGGGCCUGGUUGGAGGAAGUAGGUCCCUGGGGGCCUUGGAGGAGGGUGUCUUGUCCCUUGAAGACCCUUUCUCU
Molecule: messenger RNA, 2703 nt
Organism: Perognathus longimembris pacificus (Pacific pocket mouse)
Lineage: Eukaryota; Metazoa; Chordata; Mammalia; Rodentia; Heteromyidae
Gene: Znf692
Product: zinc finger protein 692
Exons: 11
Coding region: 401-1996 (531 amino acids)
Biological process (GO): regulation of transcription by RNA polymerase II
Cellular component (GO): kinetochore; chromosome
Molecular function (GO): chromatin insulator sequence binding
Source: RefSeq, a predicted model, not a curated record